CGAUCCAGAGGGAGUCCGCGCCUCCGAUCUAUAGGUACGUAUUCAGGUUUUCGAUGAUCGUGAUAUAAUAAUAACAAUUGUUUUCAAAUAAUUACAUUUCUUCCUUCGUUCUGUACGAGGCGCUAGUUACCGAUACUCUCUGACCGGACCGAUAAUCGUGGGCUCCACCGGUCGUCGAAGGCGCGGAUAUUGUUCGCGGAAUGUCGUUAAUCCGAAUGGUUAUUCUUGAUCGGCGGCCGAUACAUUUCGGUUCUAAAUUUAGCUUCGUCAGAGAUAAUCUCGGUCCGAUUAUUUUGCACCUUGAGCACGACCAACACAACCGCCCACAGCGAAUAGAUUCGAAACCGAUUAUCCAAAGAUCACUUUCGUACGUGACCAACCGAACGCACGUUCGCGAUCGAUCGAUCGGCAUGCGUCGAUGGCGAAACACAUCGACGGAACGCUCGAAGGUGUACCGGUUCGCAUCUCGAGUUUAUUGAAAAAAGCGGAAAGGUUUAGCAUAAUCGAUCGAACGGUGUCAUCGAAGGGUUCGACAAACCCUCGAACUGACCUCGCCGUUCGAAGUUAACAACCUUUGGGAUUUUAUUGCCGCAGGUUUGCCUCGAUUUCGCAACUAAUCGAAGAAUUCUCGAAUUGGCUAUACCGUUCGAAAACCGGGACGCAUCGUGACACGUAUAUUAUGCAAAAUUACAUCGCGAAACGUCGAAAACCAUGGAUGAAAAACCAAUUGCUGACUCGAUCUAUCGCGACGAUACUCCCCGUAGUUGGAGGAACAACGUCAACGUCUCACCAAAGGCGUUCCGAGCUAAACGCAAUUGUCUUUUACUCUUUAGCCACUCGAGCGCUUCCCUCGAACGCGAUGGUAGAGUUCCCGUCACGCUCACGCCGUAUCCUUAGCAAGUGAUCGAUCUACGAUGAGUGCGAUGUGCCCGAAAAAUCGGUUCACGGCAACGCUUCGGGUACGAUAUAUCCAUCAGACCUAUAGGAGAACGGUUAUCGAAUAUCGCGGGGGGUGCGACGGCGGAAUAAACGUACAGGAUACACAUUCUCGUUCGCCGGGUGUGCGGAUGUAGGCGUUGAGGAGGACGCGGUGGCGGAGGUGGAGACAAAGGUGGAGGUGGAGAGCCAAGGCCACGUGCUCUAGAAAGCAAGCACCGCAAUUUUUUCGCGGUACGCUUUUUUAUUUUUCCAAUCAUUUAUUUACUCGUUCGCGCUUUGUCGAAGCGUACACGACUCGCGUGUGUGCGACAAUGCGCGAACUCCGUCCACGGAAUAAUCCGCCGAGUGCGGAGUAAAUAAUCCACGAGUACCCGGGGAGCGUACGACGUCUCGCAAUUUCCACUUGGUCCUCCGCAUACCCGCGAGAUGAACAGCGAACAAUCAGGAUCUGCCGCGUACCCGCGGCGGCCUGUACUUUGUCGGGUAAAACCCACGACGGCUGACCGGGAGGAGCGUCGCUAAUUGCGGUACGCCUUUUCAAUUCUCCGAUACACCGUGAUUUUGUUUUCAUAUCCACCUUUAUGUCUGUGCUCCUCACCGGCGAUAAAUCAGUUCGGUAUAAAUAGAUGGCAUACCAACGGGACACGAAACGCCGGCAAAAAACUCGCACACCACUCAAGGUCCCUGGACUACUUGGUUCGCCGGAGACCGUCGCUGUACCCGUAUCCGUUGGUUCGUAUCACGAAUACUGUAAAUACCGUACACGAGUAAAGUCUAAUGCGCCUCGUGUUACAUGCAGGCAUACCGCGUACGUAUCUACCCGAGUUCCUCGAUCGAGUUCGUGAGUCGUGGCUUCGCCUUACCGCAGCUACUCUUUUAGACUCACCACCUGCGAUCGCCGAGUGCCGAGAAAUCGCCGUAUAAAACCGAAACCGCGACGAAGGAUAUCGAGCACUGCCCAACUGACCGCAGAAUCAUUAUUGCUCGGUGGUUCCUCGUUGGCGCGUAAUCGCGACCGUAUCAUAGCGUAAUUACGUUAUUCGCCCCUCGCAAAUUAACAAGGACUUACCGUUUGCACCCAUCUCCCGUAGAUAGAUGGAACAUCCGGCAAACGAUAUCGUUUAAAAUGACAAGUACGCGGAGCCAAUUCUUCAAUCGCCCAUUCUUCGAUCAACCUUGACCCCUGAUCUUGUCCCUGAGACCGACGUGGAUCGCGAGCAACUUUGCGACAUAUUUCUUACCUCAACCCGCGAUAUUAGCAAAAACUGUUGACCAAAUUUCGUCCCAACGUAUGGGCGCAGUGUCAUCCACCCAGUCUUAAUAGAGUAUGGCGAGUACGUGCAACGCACACCUCUAGAUAGAAUUUGAAGGCGAUCGAAUCUCCGGGGAAGACGGAUCCAUAGAUUGGAACAGGGGGGAAGGAAACUAAUCGUGAGAAAUUAGCCAGAGCUCGAAAAGGGGAAUAAUUGAUGUCACGCCUGGAUAUUCGUGUCAGUGGUAUGAAUUUAAUCACGGAGGUAAGCGUAGUCGCGCACAGAUUAUUAUACGCAGGCGGUGUAACGAGUAACGAGUAAGCGAGAUAUCGCGAUAUAAUCGGGUAAUUAAAAAAGAUCCGUUCAGCUCGAACAUGUUGUGCAACGAAUAAAUGUACAUGUUGAAUUAGACGUGGAGAUAGCGGGGAUUGCCAUUGAGCCUGAUCGAGUAUCCUGCAUCUACGGCGCAGAACUACCGACUGAAGCAAUAAACGCUCACGAUAAGUCGCUGACAAUGAGAACGACGACGCACAAGUCGAUUCGGUGGACCGAUCGUCGAUUGCGGCAAAGGCGUUCAAGAGCAGAAGCUGCAGUGUCAACGCUCCUGAUUGUCGGUUGGACCGUUCGCAAGAUAUAGACCGGCGAUUUUGAAUGGCGGGUCCGGGUAGAAAAUACUUACCGAUAUCCAGUCGUCGAAAGGGACGGAGGACCCUGCAGCGACGAGAAGACCGAGAACUACGCGGCCUUUCUCGCAAGGCCCGAAAUAUGAGGACGGAGAGAAAAAAGAGCUUUGAAAAUUUUUGCAGAUUGCGAGGCGAGUCGCCAAGUUUGGCCGAAGAGUUGAGAAAAAAGAAUAAUAAAUUGGUGAAUCGGUCCAGGGACUGAGAUUUCGAGAGAUAAUUAACGAGGGAAACGUCUCUGAUUUCUAGAUUCCUUAUUUGCGUUUAGCACCUGAUACGUUGAACCUGACUGAAAGAGGUCGAGGUUGUCCCUGCAGUUGCGGUUUCUCUUCGUACGCGUACUUGAUGUGCAUUCGCGGCGAACAACAAACGUCAAACUCGCCGUUAUACAACCAGUGUUGUUCCGUCGAAUGAGGUCAUUCCGUGAAAACGUCUCGUUCGCUAGUUUGGAUUCUUCUAGACAAACGCAAUGAAUUGCUUCCGAAUUUUCGAACGCCUAUCAACUACGUCCAGCUUCGACACACUCGCUCGGGUGUUGAAAACCGGCGGAUACCUCGGACUAAUUAUUCGCAUCGAAGUUUUCUGCGUUGCCGUGGCAAAGAAACUGCGUUGUCGAUAUUGCCAAAGGAAAUCCUCAUCUAAUAUAAAUCAUAAUCAUGUAACCUCGACGUCGAUCGCAACGGGAAUCACAGUCCAUGGCUCCGAAAAUCAUCUCGUUACCGAAAAUCGGAUACACGACGUGUUUCCAAUAGUUCCAUUCGAAUAUUUAAUAACAUGCAAUCCGUGCGAAUUGCGGUGAUUUUUGACGAUAUUUUUUUCCACUCGUAAAUGUCAUCGUGGAAUUGCUGUGUCGUUUCCCUAUGGAUAUCGAAGCAUCGAUAUCCUUGCUGUAAUUAUCGGUCGUAUAUACUUCCCCUAUUAAUUUUUUUUCACCGCUUAUUUUCACGAGUUAAGCGAAUAAUUGAAGGGUAUCCGCGGUACAGCCGUAACGCGUGACGUGCUUUUCAGUUUAUUAAAAAAAGAUGAAGGAAACGUUUAUACAUAAAUUCUCAGUAUUAUUUGAUCGUGUUUGUUUCGAUUCCAUCAACUGGAACAAACGACUGGUCUUGCGUAAUCUGUCAUGCGCUGUCAUUGCAGCGACUAUGUAUAAGUUCGAUCAUGUAACGACGACGUCUUUACCUUUGAGCGCGUUACAUGCUUUAUCUUUUUCUCUUCCACUUCGUUAUUCCUUCAUUCGCGUCGACUGGGCCAAAUUCUGGUGAGAUGUCUCACAAAGGAUCGUGGCCGUGAUCUUCUCUCUCUUUGUCGAAAUGACACGACAAUUAACUAUAGCCUCCGUUGACGAACAGCGAUACCGUACAACAGACUUUGUAUCGUUGUGAAUCGAACGAAUUGCUAAUUCCAACGUAAUCGACUACCUUCGACAUUUUGUCCUCGGACACGUUUAUGUAGCAUUUGGUACCGAGCAAUCGAGUUAGAAUUAUCCCACACCUGUUCGUGUAGGGUACAAAGUGCGUCGGAGAUUACGAUUCGAUACACAACGGCGAAAACGAGACGCGCUGUCAAGCGAACCAAGUUAUUGACAACGGGAAGCUCGGCCCUCGGUUUCUUCGCGAGUCUCGUGUUGACGGUGUCGAUCGUAACGUUUCGCCGUGUUGUCUUCGGUGCGAGUCUUCUCUCAGGUGUUCCCGUCACGGUCGGUCCUUCUACCGCAUGUCCGAAAUUCGCUAUCGGUGAGCCAAAAAUUCAGAAGAUAAAUCGAACAUCGAUCGACGCCGCACCACACAUACAUGGUUACCAUAGCAUUUGGCGCGGUUGCCGUCGGGGUUUUUUCUGCAGUCUGCGCUAUACCGAUCGGCUGCUUUUUGUCCCGCAAAAUGAGAAAACGAGAGCCAAGUACGCCGCAUGCCGCGAACGAGGAAUCAUCGGCGAGUCGCUACGCAUCCCGACUCUCGGACCCGGUGGAAAUAUCAAAUGCUAGUGAACGUGGAAGUGGAGGCGCGAAAUCGCUGCCUGCUCGCAGCGAGAGAGGGCCGAGGAUCCAAGUGAGAGUUUUCUUUUCGGAUGACUCGCAAGACUCACCGGUCGGCUCCACGGACGUCGAUAGUUUGGGGUAUGUCUCCGCUCCCGUCUCGUCUGAUCUCUCGUCGGGAGCACGUCGUAGGGUUUCAGGCGCAGCGAUCGCAGGAGCCGAGGUGAAGAGGAUGUCCCUGCGGCAUCGGAGGUCCGAAAGAGCCACAAAGGCUGCACCGUCGAGACAUUGUUCGCUGCCUGUAACGGUGACGACGCCGCACGCCCCUUCGCACGAGUUGGAACCGGCGUGUCAGGGGGUGCAAAAGGACGACUCGACCGUACUGGAGAUUUCGAUAUGCGGAAGUUUCGCGAGAGGUGCGAGCACGCGGUUCGUCGAGUUCAGAGAUGACGUGCCCGAUUCGUCGACGCCCGAGUCGCGCAGAUCCGAUUCCGGAGCCGUACCCAACAUCGACGAGUCCAUGAAUUCCAUCACGUGCUACAGAGAUCCACCGGUAACCCGAACGCAUGGGUUUUGGCGACGAGCUUUUUUCGGUCGCGCGAAAUCGCGACAAAUAUUCACCGCAGAGGAAGAUAUGGAGGCCGUAGACGCGCUGGACGAAUCUCGCAACGACGGGUGCGAAUCGCGUCGUGAUUCGAUCCCUUCGCCGCAGUUGGUCGGGAACGUCGAAGAAAUGGUGCCGGUAGAAGAACAAAGUCAUCGGAGAAACGACGGCGGGUCGUCGUCGAAGACCGCGGGGUCGUCGAGAGACGACGGGGGAGCUUACGGUCGCUCCGCAUGGGGAAUACCGAGACGAUUUUUCGAAACGCUCAAAGAAGCACGUAACUUUGCGACGAUCUGAUUGACGGACGAUCGAAAAUCACCGCCACCUUCAACGGUCGUUUGAUUAACAUUUCUUUACGCGCGUGGAUGUUACACGUUAGUUGGAGUUGUUGCUUUUUACAGAGUUGAUUGGACGAGCAAUUGAAGCCCUGUCUAAAAUUUUUUACCGCACCAAGCUCCAUCUAGCUCGACUCGAUUUCGAGUUCGAAUUCUAGAUUCUAAUCGAUACGACUCGAUUAUCUUUUUUUCGUUUUAUCCCGUAGACUACCGCAUGUUAGAUCGAUCAAACUGCUUGGAAUGAAAUUAACCAGGCGCUAAGUAUCGGCGUGCCGCUAUCCAGGAUCCUGAGAAUUCCAGCUCCUUCAUUUUUUAGUUUAAGCCAUUACUAUAAUUGUAAGUGAAAGUUCUUAUGUGAUCGAAUGUUAUUACGUUACAGAGGGUACCAGCAGUUUUCUCGAGAGUUGUAAUAAAUUGGAAAUACCGCAGA
Messenger RNA from Athalia rosae (coleseed sawfly), 6213 nucleotides. RefSeq lists its product as uncharacterized. The record is from RefSeq and is a predicted model, not a curated record. The transcript has 2 exons. Bases 4663 to 5745 code for a protein of 360 amino acids. Lineage: Eukaryota; Metazoa; Arthropoda; Insecta; Hymenoptera; Athaliidae.